Molecule: messenger RNA, 2354 nt
Organism: Cuscuta campestris
Lineage: Eukaryota; Viridiplantae; Streptophyta; Magnoliopsida; Solanales; Convolvulaceae
Source: the annotation of a GenBank genome assembly
AGCCUUUCUCUUGCUUGCCCCGUAUUACUUAAACUAAACAACGCAACCUCAUACUCCGUACUCCUCUAGGAUUCCCCUUGUUUUUUUUUCUUUUUAUAGCAUAAACCGCCGCACCACCACCGGCCAGGCGGCCACUAUUAACCCCGUUUUCUCAACCCUCCCAGAGUCCGAUCCAAAAGACCUGCAUUCUAAACAGUGACUCUGAGAUGGAGGAGAGUGAUGGGCUGAGGAAGAGUAAGAAGAGGAAGAUCGCUGAUGAAGAUAUUGCCGAGUACAUGGCAAAGAAAGCCCAGAGAAAAUUGAGGAAGGCGGCAGAAAAGCUGAAAGCAAAACAUAAGCUCUCCGGGUACUCAAAUGAUUCAAACCCAUUUGGAGAUUCAAAUCUAAAUGACGCGUUCAUCUGGGAAAAGAAAAUCCACAGGGACAUAUCACGAGGCAUUCCUCUCGAGUCAUUCUCACUCGAAUCGGAAAAGGAAAGACGGAAAGAGAGAAUUGCGGAAAUUGAGAAGGUGAAGAAGCGGAGAGAAGAACGCGAGAUCGAAAGGGCUCAGCGUGAAGAAGAAAUGGCUAUGCUUGCAAGAGAGCGAGCUAGAGCUGAGUUUCAAGAUUGGGAGAAGAAAGAAGAAGAAUUCCACUUUGUCCAAAGCAAAACCAGGGCGAAGAUUCGGAUUCAGCAAGGGCGAAUCAAGCCGAUUGAUGUUCUUGCCAUGCAACUCGAUCCUUCGGAUGAUCUUGAUAUUGAAAUCAAUGACCCCUGCACGGUCUUCAAGUGUGUAACAAUGAAGGAAAUUGAAGAGCUUCAAGAGGAUAUCAAAUUGUACCUUGAUUUGGAUAGGGAUACAGAAACACACACACAGUAUUGGGAAGCACUUUCGGCGGUGUGCAAUUGGGAAUUGACAGAGGCAAGGAAAAGGGACGCAAUGGAUCGAGCCAGAUUGCGUGGAGAGCACUUGCCACCAGAAUUUCUGGCUGAAGAGAGGGGUUUGCAUCGUAACGUAGAAAAAGACGUGAAGCUCCAGCUGGAGGGAAAGAGGUAUGAGAAGUUGGAAGCUAUGCAGUCUUGGAUUGAAUCCCGUAUGCGCUCCGGUACAGCCAAAAAUGUUGAAUAUUGGGAAGCUGUUCUCAAGAGACUCCAAAUUUCCAAGGCGAAAUCACGCCUCAAAGAAAUUCACGCAAAACUGCUGCGUAAACGUCUUGAAAAGCCAUCACCUGAGCCAGAAGAUGAUGUGCCAGAAGAAGAAGAUGAUGUGCCAGAAGAAGAAGGAGAAGCAGAUUAUCAUGUUGAAAAUGUUGUUCAAGCAAUAUCUUCAGAGCCCAUGCCUGUUGAAGAAGAUACCAAUGAAGGAGAAGCAGAUGAUGAUGAUGAUGGGUAUGCUGGAUCAUAUUCACCUGUGUUAGUGCACGGUGGCAAAAAAGAAGAAGCAAUUGACCCUGAAGAAGACCGGGCUAUGCUUGAAAAGAAGAGAAUGUCAGUUUUGGGAGAACGUCGCCUUCAGGAUAUGACUCUGAAACCAUCCCAACCUGUAGAAGACUUUGAAAAGCAAGCAUUGAAAGCCAUGGGAGCCAUGGAGGAAGGAGACGCAGUGUUUGGCUCAAAGGAUGAAGUCAAUGUUGAUUCACAUGUGUGCUGGUGGCAUGACAAGUACCGUCCCAGGAAGCCAAAUUACUUCAAUCGCGUACACACCGGGUACGAAUGGAACAAGUACAACCAGACUCAUUAUGAUCAUGACAAUCCACCACCAAAGGUUGUGCAGGGAUACAAGUUCAAUAUAUUCUACCCAGAUCUCGUCGACAAGUCAAAAACUCCAACUUAUGUGAUAGACAAGGAUGGAGACAGUGGGGACACCUGCAUCAUAAGGUUCCACGCGGGCCCACCUUACGAGGACAUAGCCUUCCGGAUUGUCAGCAGAGAAUGGGAAUGCUCUCACAAGAAAGGGUUCAAAAACACAUUCGACGGAGGCAUUCUGCGCUUGUAUUUUAAUCUCAAACGCCAUGGAUACCGUCGGUGAAGGAAAACCACCUUAGCCAUUGCUUCAUUCUGGAAGAAAAAUUCCAUCUUUUGAAGGUGUGCAUUUUCCUGCUGAAUUCUUGUUCAAGCACUAUGUAAUUUUUAGCUUUUGAUUGAUCCAAGGCUCUUUUUUCUUCUUCUUAUUCUCUGAAUAUGUUUCUUUAAUUGGAGCAAGAGGGUGUUUUUAUUUCCUCCCUCUCAAAUUAGAUUACACAGUUACUAUUUAGACUUUUUGAAAUAUUUAUGUAUUUUCAUAUUUCUAUUGGUCAUUUGAUAAAAUAAAAUAUUUUUGCUACCACUUGUUUUUCUCUUUUACAAAUAACAACAAUAAAUUACUUCACUCUAU